AUGGUGGAUGUCAAGGAACUUUGUGAAGAUGGGUACAGAUUAGCUAUUCAAGCCGUAGAUUUAGACAAGAUCGGCAGCGGAGAUGCCGCGGCAUUUUUCUACAUUGAAGCUGCGGAAGCUCUUUUAAAAGCAUUGUCGUAUGAUCCGAGUUUGGACGUGAAGGACAAGGCUUCACAGUACAUUAGGAGAGCGGAAGAACUUCGUGCAUUGGAACAACAACAAGGUAUUAAUCAACAGGAAGUUAAUUACGCUUACCUUUGUAGGAGCUACAAGGGAACUCAGUUAUUUGAUAGUUACCAAGUGUAAAACUCUCAAAUCAAAUCAGCUCUCGCUAUUUUCUGUCCAGUUGUAUGAUUUUUAACAUAAAAAAUUCAAGUUCACAAUUUAUUAGGAAGUGUUUCUGGCAAUCAAUAAAUAAAUCAAUCAAUUUAUUUUCCCUUUUUUACAUCUAGUAAUUACAUAGUCUUAUAAUUAAAAUAUACUUGGGCAGGAACUCUCAGCAAACCCUGUAGGGCUUUCCCAGGAGAGCCCCUGGACAAGUUUUAUACAAGUUUGAUUUUAAGUUAAAAUUACAUGUCUGUGUUUAGAUUACCAAUCUUGGGCAUUAUUAAAAAGCGUUUGUGUUUACAGCCCCAAAAGAAAGUACUGCACCAUUCACUGAUAGUCUUCCUCAGGUGUUGAGGUCAUGUGAUCAUGCAUUACCUUUGAUAUCACAAUGAUCAACUAUGAUUGGUGCAUUUUAUGCCUUUUUGCUUCCUGGAGUAGCAUGUACACCAACUCUCCCAAAUUAUCCACCCCCCCCCCCCUCCCCCACCCCUUUCACUCAUAGUAUGAUUUCUGGGGCAUUUUUGAAGACCUAUUUUGUAACAGACAAAAUCAUUUUGUCAAAAGCAAAUUUUGUUGGUCUGUAUUUUAUGUAGAACGUCAUUAAUUUUACUAUCCUAAAUCACACACAUGCUAUAAUUUGGGUACUUGGUCAAUUUGUGCUUAUCAAGUGGGGGGAAGGGGUGCAUCUGUAGGUCGUUGAUAGUCUUUGGAGGGUGUUUAAUGCAAAAGAGAGAGUCUCCAGAAGUUGACAUCUCUGCAAAUGGCUAGGUUCUCAUCAAUCGCAUGAUACAUACCAUUCUGCUGUUGAGUUUCCUAAACAUGGUCUUACAUUCCAUGAAUGUUGCUAAGAGCCAGCUGCUGGCUAAUUUUAUUGCUUGAAAAAGAGUUCACCACAAGCUUGAAUUACUCUGGAAAACAAAAACAUGGGUAAAUUUAUUAGUGCAGUUGAGCAAAAAGCCAGCUUGACUAAUAAAAAAGCCUGCAUAGCUUAAAAUCCCUGAUGUGCACCAUGAAUUUCACUUCCACUAGGUCCCUGUUGAUUGGAGUAGUGAUACCAGGCUUCAUAAAUUAGCUUAAUCACUUUGCAAAGUGGAUAUUAGAGACCUUAAGAUACACUGUUUCUGUUUACAGGUACGAGAAAAUUAGCCGUACCUGUAGCCAUUAAUACGCGGUAGAUGGCUUCUUACCCUGGACAAUGCAUGGCUAGGCUACUGGGUAGAACGAUUAUUCCAUUAUCACAUCUUGGAAAUUAUCAUUGCCUUUAUUAUGACUACAUGGCAAACGUGUUCGGCUAUAUGUUAAGGUCCCUAACAGCCAGUCUGGUAAAUGUGCUCAGCAACAGCAGAGAUCUAAGAAAAGGCUAGUUGUAAUACUAUAUCCAUCAUGUGGUCUUUACAUGUAAGCCUAAAAAUUCUGGAUUUUUGCAGUUUGAAUCAAAUAUAUUGGUAGUAACAGCAAAUUUUAUUUGCAGAUUCAUCAGGUGUACCUACGUUCAAAUCUUCCCAACAGGCAAGCUAUUGAUCUUUUUCCCUAAAAAUAGUUAUUAUAAUAAUUAUAUUUAAUCUGUAGGUCAAUUUAUUGUUCUAGAAUAGGUCAUUUCCAAUUUUUAAAUUGCAAUUUUUAUUUUUAUAACUACAGAAAGGUGUGGAAAGAGCAGAAUUUCUCCUGAAGCAAGCACUACAUGAAGAUGAAAGAGGGAGACCAAAUGAUGCAUUGCCUCUGUAUACUGAUGCUGCUGAACUCUGCAUUGGAACAGUGAGUUGCAGUCAAAUUAGAUAGGGCCAAGGAGGUGGGAGAGGGGCAGGGGGAUGGGGAUGAGGAUGAGGUACACUGUAAAAUCCUAAAUAUAUCUGUAGGAGGGAUAUAGAUGCUCUCUGGAAAAUCGUAAUGCCUCACUUAAACAGAAUGCUUAUAUUAUUAUUUUAUUUAUUUAUUGUAUUAGCUUGGCCUAUUACUGAACAAUGAAUAAUAAAUGCUUAAUAGGCAGGGGUGCCACAACAGCGUUGAGCCAAUUACGUUGGUUCCAGAGCUUAAGAGAUAUAUGUACGAAACAGUAAAACUUCGUGUGACAAAUUAUUAACAAAAAAUAACAGAGACGGACAGACACGUUUUGUGAAACGUUACAUGACGGACAGACGGUUUUCUAUGAUCGAGGGUUCUCUGGGUCGUAGUUAUGUUCUAAGGCAUCCAUGUACAGUGUAGUACUUGCACAUGAUGGAUUUGUACUAUGUGUCCUAGGCUUUUGAGGUGUUAACAGGCAUCUGAUCAUAGAACCUAUCAUAUUCAGAGAACCAUGUACUGUUCGUAUUGUUGAACGCUCUCUAACUUGUGAUUAAAACUUUGCAGAGCAGUGGUCUCCCUGAUGAUGAUAAAUUGAAGAAAAAGCUUCAGCUUCUUGCUAAACAGGCAAUAGAGAGGUAGGUCAUACAGUCCAGGUAGAAGUAGAAAAAAUAAUAAAGCAAACAUACAUCUUGUAUUUGACUGUGUAUGAUGUAUUAUACACUGUAGUCAUAAGGGGAUAAAUAGGAAUUCCAUUCUUGGAUCUGUUCAGUUAUGGAUUAUGAAGUCAAAGACUGUGAUAAGCUGUACAGUCUGUUUUUACAUGAUGUUAUUAUUUUUUAAUUCCUGAUUUUGCAAAGAUUAAACUGGAAUUAAACAUUCAUACAACAAAAUCAAUAGUCUGUUUUUAAUUUGUACUCUAGUGUGGGUGUUUCUUUCUUAAAUAGGAAGAAACACCAUUAUAAUGAAUACUAGAGAGCAACUUUGAUUGUUCAAGGAUUAAAAAAGACUUUUUUGUCUGCUUCCCUUAUUUUAAUGUACUAAUAACUCUUGUAACAUGGUGACUUGUGGUUGUUUAAAUGUUGUGAUUUUUAGCAUCAAUUCCUCUUUAACUGAAACCUAACUGGGCAGAUAAUUAGAUGUGAAAUCAGCUAUAUCAUAGUGACAUGUGGUUUAUUUGGAUCUUUAGCAGCAUGCAAAGAAAGUCAUGUCUGUUAGCCGAGGGCUAGUGGAUUUUGCUAUCAGGCUAGUGAUUUUGUUCUUAACUUGCUUGAUGGGCAAGUGCUGUUUUUUUGGGAAAUUCAAAUUACAGAAGGAUUGUAAUCAAUCCUGCUAAUCAAAAAGGGUUUGGGGGCUAAUUGAAAUGACUUGUGGGCUGAUACAUGCUAGCUACAGCUUGUCCGAAUGGCAGGCUGUAAAACAGUCUUUCUUUGCACCCUGCUUUAGAACAAAAUUACCAAAUAGAUCGAAGCAAUUUUCUGUGUUACUACUUGAUUUUAUGGUCAUCACAUUUUUUUACCCCUCUUCAUCACUAUUUUGAAUUCAUUUUUCAGCCCAAUUUUUUCAACUUGUAUUCCUGUAAAAAAUAACAAUUUGUAUUAUUGUUUUUGAAUCUCAGAGCAGAAGCAAUAAAGGGAAUCUUAAACAUCAGACAAAGCAAUUCAGCAACACCAGGAUCAUCUUCAGUUAUUCAAAGUGUUCAAGGCCUCUCCCUCAGUUCUAAUGGUGAAUCAACACCUGGGAGUAGCACAGGGGAGAAACGACCUCACCUCACUGCUAAGGAACUGGAGGUUUUAAAGUACGAAUGUUUAAAUUGAGUGAUAAUAUCGCUAAUGAAGCAAUGAAUAAUUGCAUUUUCAACUUGUGAAACAAAAACAUUUUUUUUUUACAUUAUAAUGUGUGCACCAGUUCCAAAAAUUAUCCAUACCUCCCCCAUGGAAGGGAUUUUUCUUUAGACCCCCCCCCCACCCCUCUGGAAAUUCCAGUCAAGCUUCAUACAUUUACUUAAAUUUUGGGCCUUUGAGAACCCCCACCCCUAGGAAUUUCCUAUCCCUUCUGUGGGGGGAGUAUGGAUAUUUUCUGGAACCUCACAAUGUAAAGAAGAUCAUCACACUAAAAAAUGCAAGUUACACACUGCAGGCAGUUGCGAAACGAAAGCCUGAAAACAUCCAGACUUGGAUUCCAACCUGGAUGAGUUUAGCAAACUACAUUGUAACAGGAAGCUGGUCAUCAAUUGGUUAGAGCACUGCACCAGUAUCACAGAGGUCAGGGUUAGAAUCCAGGCAAAUAUGAAUUUUUCAGGCUUUCUCUUUGCAACUUUCUGUCAAAGUGCAUCAUAAACUGUGAUGACCUUCUCUUUACAUAAAAAUUUUUAUUUCUUCAUCCCACAGUUCCAAUAAUUAAAAUUCAUAUUCAUUAUUUCAUUCUUCCAUAAUUAAAUAAAUGACAUUUCAAUAUUAUUACUUAUAACAAAAGUUAAAGUUAAAUGUAAGUUGUUUACCAACAAAGUGAAAAUCAACCCACACAAUUACAACCGUACAAACACUAUUUCACCAUAAAUGUACUGUUUAAAUUUACAGUGUAACUUUUUCAGGAAAACGUCUUAUAUCAAUGGCAAAUUAUUUCCUCCAUGGCUAGACAUUGACCUCAAAGAAAGAUUUGCUUAUCCAGAUUAUUACAGGUUAGAAUUCUGGAAAUAGAUUAUUAAAUACCCUUUUUUCCAUACUUUUUUUGUUUGUCAGUAGUGUAAGGAAUCUCCAUUCUCAGUUGAUUUCCUAACUGUAAUAUGUGUUUUGAUGUUUAUUAGUGACAAAGAUGGGCAACUUGCACUUUCACAAAAGCAAAGGGCACGCUUUGCUAAGUGGUUAAGGUAAGCUGUUAUUUCAGUUUAAUUUCUUGUUGCAGCAUUUUAAAAUAAUUUGAAAGGACAAAGCCCAAGGACAGUAACCUUAGGAUAUUUGUUCUGUGAUAUUGAAAACAACACCUUAAGGGUACCAGGUGACAUGCUUUGACUCACCCCCUGACCCUAAACCUACAAUCGUCGUGUAGUUCCCCCCAUGCUAUAUGCUAUGCAUACAGACACUUCUCCCUGCAUUCAAACACAAUUGUAGUUUAUAUUAAUAAAUAAUUUUGGUCUGUCUGCUUUGAUCCUUUGUUUUUUACUCUUCCUAUCAUUGUGGAGCUUUCUAAUUUGCUCACCAACGAUGGAAUGCAAUUUUUAAUACAUUUAACGUCUUGUACGUCACCUAUAUACACUAACCAACCUUUAACCAUAUUUAACAAUAAUGUUUUUACUGAAUUGCAGGCCAAGUGAGCUGUGUGAGAACCCAGAAAUGAUCUAUGCUAUCUCCAGUUUUAGUAUAAAGCAGGUGACUGAAUUAAAUAGUUUUUGAAUUAAUUAAUUGCUAAGUAAAGCAAGCUCAAAUUUAAAAUGUAAGACGAGUACAAUGUAUCAGAUGAGGGAGCAGAGAAACAAUUAUGUUAAGGGUUUAAUCUGUCUAAAACAGCUAAUUUCCACAAACAACUCAUACAAGGUCAUGCAUAGCUAGAUGUUUUAAUGGACUGCAAUGACAUUGUCAUCAUCACUAUCUGAGAAUUCUAGAACAUAUUGACACAUGUAUACCGGUAACGUUCUAUAACUUGUUAAGUGUACAUAUAUAGCAUGUACAUGUAGAUUAAAGCAAAACACGUUCUAUUUUGUUUGUUUCGCUAUUGCUAUUAUCCCACUGUACAUUGUAAAAAUAUUUUGUUACCGCACUUCUUUCAUUUUGUUUUAAUAUUAAUUUUCUGUUGCAGACGAUCGUUUCAGAUUGUUCAUUUCUUGCUUCACUGGCCAUCAGUGCUGCAUAUGAACGAAACUUUAAAAGGAGUCUAAUAACCAGGUAUCAACAUAAUCGUUGUUGCAAACGAAAAACUUGGGGUAUAAAAUUAUAUUGUCUUAAUUUUGUACAAAAAAUGUGCUUCUUAACUAUCAGAAAAGUGCUCACCUUUGCUCUUGGAAAGUAUGGGUUUGGUAUUAGCCAAGCAUUCGUACAUUUUUAUUCUUUCUACCACUGCGUGCAAUUUGACGCAAAAGGACUUUCACCUUCAUUUUAGGGUAACAUCUGACAUCUCAUGGGUGUGUCCCGAGUGUAGAUGCGUUGACAAUCCUAAGGCUACAUCAGAGGAGACUUUUCCGGAUUUAUUACAUUUUGGGUAUUCCGAUUCGCAGGCGUUUAUACUUUAAACGUAUUCGGAUUCACAACCGUUUACACAUAUUUUAUCGAUAAAUCCGGGGAGCUAUAGCAACGACGAUUACGAAGACAACGAGAACGUCAAAAAGCUAUAGGUUUAAUAAGCCAAACGACAAAUUUGGUACGUGCAGCACGCGUUUGGUAUAUUUCUUUGCUGUCCUUGCCCCACCCCCUCCCUCCCUGCAAGACAAAGACGUGAAAUUUGGUCAAAUUUAUUUAUGCGACAUUGUUUGGAGGACGUAAACACAACACAACGAAUUUCUUUUUCUAUUUCCAAACUUGGGUGCGGUCCUCAAGAAUUCAACUCCAAUUAAAUUCACAUUACAUUUUCCAUUUUGAAGUGUGUUCGAAUUAACGCGGAUAAAGUUUGAAUAAAAGCGAAUUCAUCUUAAUAGUGACGUUUUUGCUGCCCUCGCUGUUGUUUUUGCUAAAGCACAUCAACGUGACACUUCUAUUUUACGCUCUAGUCCUUCUUUCAAGCACUCUUAACAGUUGUUCUGCAAUCUGAUGAAUUAGAUCUUUAUACAUGCAUAACCAGAAACAUAAAAAUUAUUUUCUAGAUGAAGCUUUGACAAUCCUUGGUAUCCGUGGAACGUUAUAUUUCAUUCACCUGUUUGGAUAAGUUAGCUUUUUCCUUUCUCUCUUUCAGUAUAAUUUACCCACAGAAUCGUGCCGGAAAGCCCGUCAUUAAUCCAUCAGGCAAAUACAUGAUCAAACUGCGUAUUAAUGGGGUUGCACGAAAGGUACAUGACUAUGACUGUUGUUAACAUAAAGCCCCGGUCAACCGGUCUCACAACUCCCUCAACAAACCCGAACAGAUAAUCUUGCUUAUCCCUGCGCUGCGAAAGGAGGGAAUGAAAAACGGAAUAUUUAGAACCACAAAGUAAACUUAAAUCUUUGACUUUACUCGGACAUUAUAUUAUGAUCAAUCAAGGAGGCCUGUUUUAAACUUUUCAUGUUUGUAGUCUGAGAACGAAAUCGUAAAGUCUGGCAUUGUAACUUGACUGACAGUACAUCCGCGAUGCCAGUAUGAUCUUAGUGAUAUACAGCAUUUUUGAAUUUUAAAAGUUAAAAAGUUCUGAGUCUUGUUGCAAUUUGUCAAAAAAAUUUGAUCCAGUGCGAAACAUUUAAAACGAAAAAAAAAAAAUGGUAUUCAGUAAAAAGGAGAAUACAUGUAUAUCUACACCAAACGCCAAAAAUGUUAUCUAUUUUUCCUGUGUAUAAAUCACAUGGAUUAGCAAACCUGGAAGCAGGCUGUUAAACCUGGAUUUCUGUCCCUAUAUUUUUGCGCCAACUGCUGAGUCGUGUCUUGCUCGCUGUCUACUGAUUGAUUAUAACAUGAAUUUAUUUCUGUUUUAUUCAUGACAGGUGGUUGUCGAUGAUACUCUACCAGUAGGAAGAGAUGGCGAACUGUUAUGCUCUUACUCAAACAAUCGCAAUGAGAUGUGGGUCAGUUUAAUUGAAAAAGCUUAUUUAAAGGUACGUCUCUUGCUCACGUUAGGAAGCUUAACCCUUGAUCAACAUCAAUUUUCUCUCAACACAAUCAAUACAUCAUUAAGAGGAAAGAUUAUGAGAAUGGAUAAAGUCAUCACCAAAGGAAAUGUUUGAUCUUUUAUCAAUUUCUGCCGAGUAAUUCUUAAGGAAAAUGUAUAGAGAGUAGUCUGGAGAAUUAGUAAAAGGUCCAAUAUCCACAACCGAAAAAAAAGGAUUAAAGGGGUUGUGUCAUGGCUGUCUACUUUAUUUUGUUAAUAAUUAGCAAUUAAUGAAUUAUGGAGAUCGAGGAGGGUGUUAUCUGCCGAGGCCGCCAGGCGUAUGUGCUCUCUCAGACACUCAGACACUUUUUUUGCAGGUGAUGGGAGGCUACGACUUUCCUGGUUCCAAUUCUGUAAGUUAUUGUUUUUAACCAUCUAACUGAUAUGACAGUGAAAAUUGCCUAAUGUUCCUAAAAACAACCCUAGGCCUACCUUCUGAUGAUUGUUAAUCGAGCUUGGCACGCCAAGCCUGUAAACAACCAAAUUAGCUGACAAACGAGGGAUUUUGGUCGUGAACGCAAUUUAUAUGGCUUUUACAACAGCGUUUCAGUAGUGUGGGAUUUUGCCUAUUUUUAUAUUUUAGCGAAAAUUUAUCUGUUAAAUGAUCUCACCAGAGUUGACCCUCUCCCAGGAGAUGAGAAAAAGUCGACCCUGCUAGAAGGGCUACCAACGCAAACAGUCAAGGAAACUCCCCCCGCCCCCGCCCCAGGGUAACUCAACUACUCGUGUAAAUUAAACUUGUAACACAGUGGGUUAGGGGCGGCGUUAACUCUUCAGGGAAGAGUUACCCUUCCUCCAAGCAAGCGGGAUCUAAGACGGAUUUUAUAGGCCAAGAGGAUUUGAUUCCUUUGUUUUAGGAGCCGUUGGAACGUAAAACCAUCUAGCCCCAGUUGUUAAAAAGUUGGGUAGCGCUAUUUCGCGGAUAAACCACUAUCCAAUAAAUAACUAAUAGGGAAAUCGUCUCCAUUGUCCUGUAAGUAAUAGCCUGCGUGGCAGGUACAAAAAGGGGAGGGAGAAAAGCGCGAAAGCAGGGCCCCCUCUCCCCAAUCCCUCUCCCUUUUUCCCUUCCUUCCUAUCCCCUACCCGUUUCGACGCCUGCUACGCAGGCUAGUAAGUAAUGAUUUGUCUGUUGGAUAGCCGUUAAUCAUCUUUAAAACAACUGGGGUCUGUUGACGCAUUUUACAACUGCUACUUUUUCUUGGAAGGAGGAAUAUUUUACAACUACACGUUGAAUAAUCUUUGUAGUAAUAUUUAGCGCCUGAGGCCUAUGCCAAACGUCGAACUUUUCAUGAGAGGAACCAAACUUGGUGAGUGAAGUUUAUGAAACGUUCGACGUCUGGCUCAGUUAAGUUCGUCUGAAUGAGUUUGGAUCGUCCGACACGUUCUAUCCGUCUAUAAGAUCGACUCCGGGGCAAACGUCGAUCUUCGCAUGCGACGAAAUAAACUAACAGAUUUUAAACAUUUGUAUGGUAAUGCAUAUUUAGCCUCGUCCGGGAGACAAUUUAUUAAAAUUGAGCUUAAACUGCUUUUUAAUUGGUCUGAUUCAGUUGAUUGGUUCGACGCGUUUUAAGUUCGAUGUCUGACCCAACAGACGAUCUCAAUUUUAUUAAAGUCGAAAUUUGGUUAAAGGCGUGAAGAGUUCGACGUUUGCCCUAGGCCUAAGUCAGUUGUGUGUGUGUGUCGUUUGAUUUUAGAGUAUUGACCUUCAUGCUCUGACGGGCUGGAUUCCAGAGCGCAUGUCCAUCAAAAGGAACGAUCCCAAAUUUAAUGAGAGUAUGCAUUUUGAUCGGCUCCUGAACGGACUGAGGAAAGGUGAGGGCCAUGUGAUAAACUCUGAAACACUUAUAUUGAUUAAGAUUCAGUUUCUCAUCCCCGUAUCAGAGCAAUAUCGGGGCGAGACUGAAGAGACGAAAAAAUGGAAAAAGUGCGAGGCUUGCUUUCCAAACGUGAUGUGAAAAUAAAGGACGGCUUGACCAGAGAUUUUGUUUGACAGUACUAUUUGAGUAUGUGUUGGCUAUUUCAAGUUGCAACAGUUUUGGUGGGUUGUGUUAUCAUUUUUUUUUUGUUCAAGAAGUAGGGCGUAAACCACUAAGAACUUUCCCAUUAGGGUAUCAAAAACAGCAAAAUGGACCCGAAUAUUUUCCUCUUUGAGUAAUAUAUGUUCUUACCUCAUGAUAUAUCGCGACCUGCUUCCAUUUACGCAAUCGGCAAACACAUGAUCAUGAAACUAAUCAGUUUUUUUACUUGACCACAGGUGAUUGUCUUAUCACGGUCGCAACGGGGCCCUUAAGCGACAGCGAUGCUGACCGAGCAGGGCUGGUAUCUACUCACGCCUAUGCCUUGCUGGAUAUGCGAAAAAUCCAGGUAAGUCGUGAUUCGUAAAGGGGUUUUGUGAAGUUGAACUGAUUUGCCCAGCACAUUGUCUAACUCACUGGCGGACAGGUAUUGAAUCCCGAUUAGCCUGCUCAGCUGACGGUGUGGUUUGGCGGGCGCGAUCCCUCCCAUUGCCCCUCCCCAACAAAACUGCCAGUUUCGCUACGUAACUGAGAUGUUCCCGGUAUAUAUGGGUAUUGCGGAAGUGUGAGAUGAAUAUGGUUAUUGGGCAAGUUCCUUUUUUUGCGUUCGUUUCGGUCUAUUUUACACGUGAAAAAAAAAAAAAAAAAAAAAAAUGACGAGGUCAAUAUCCCAUAUCAGUAUCAAUAGCCAUCGUAACCAGACACGUCCGAGAGGGCAGGAUCAUUCUCUUCGCUCUGGUAGCCAAUCAAAACACAGGAUUCACUACAUCAUUCCAGCUCAAGGAGCUAUUCAUAUAAUAAUACUCAUUAUUAAAAACUGAAUCAUUGGAUAAUGCAAUUCUAGAACUCUGAUUGGCUUAGCCAUCAUGGUAUAUGAGCCAUUAUACCAUGCUCUCCACAUGUGGUAACUGCACACAUCUGCUCAAAAUUAAAAACAAGCUGAAAAUCGGUUGUUUCCACAAAUAUAUUCGGGAAGAAUUCUCGAUAUUUUGUGGGCGUUUUUAAUAAAACAAUUAUUCCACUACGCGCUACUCGCCUCGUUGGCUUUCACCCAUCUCAUAUCCAAUGCGCACUCAUGGAAUAAUUGUUAAUUAGUAAAGAGGCUGUGUCACGGAAUUUAUCAAAAUUCAAAGAGUGGUAACUACCACCAAACUGAGGAAAACAUAAAAACAACCGCUCAAAAUGUUAAAAUAAGAAGGUAUAAACAACACAGCAAAUAAAAAAGGUGGCACGGAUGGACAAACUGGAAGAAGAUUUAAAAAACGAAUUGGAAUUGCGAUUUUUGAAACUUGUUAGCCUAACAGUUUUUCAACAUUUUUUUUUUUGUAACGUUUGAUAUAAUCCUUGGAAGACAUAAUUGCUUGACAUGAAGCUGAUUUCUCAAGUUCGAUAGUCAGUAAGGAUGCAUAAUUGGCAUUAUAAACACAAUGAACUAAACAGCUGUGACGACACAUCGCCUUUAAACUUGGAAUUACUUAUCGACGACCACCUUUUUUAUAUCUUCCGAAUAGGUAUAGCUACAGUUAAAUGUAUUUUACUUGUUAAAUUUAUAUGCUGUGACUUUACUGAGUGUGAUUAUGUAUUUGCUUUCUCAUAGGGGCAUCGUCUGCUUCAAUUAAAAAAUCCCUGGAGUCAUUUGAGAUGGAAAGUAUGAACCGUAGUACUGGCAAUAAUUAGAUUAGCAGCCACGAACUAUUCACUCUGUACACACCUUUAGUUUCGUUGCGAUAGACGGUUACAAGAUUUGUGCGUGCCAGUAUACAAACACUGUUUCAACUUUACAGUCGUCCCAACAAUGCAGUCGCUCAAUUUAGAUUUUUGGUCGUCACUUCGAGUGAACACCCAAAACUACAACAUAACAAGGAGAAGGAAAGACCAGGUCAUGUGACCUCGAAGGGUGGGAAAACAAAAACAGGCUACCCAACCGUUACAUAAACUCAUAUUCUUUGUUAUUGAAACAACUGUCACAUAAUUUAUAAUCAAUUUCCAAAGUUCAAGGAUGGAGUCACUCAGUCUGGUAUAAUUUAGGCUUGGGUUAGUUUAAUAAAAUGGUUCCAUGAAGGAGCCAAUUAAAUCUCUUGGCAUCAGUAAAGGUAAGUUAGAAGUAGUCAUUGCGGUUAACUUAGGUUGUCUGUUUACAGGGAAAAUUUUCUGAAUUAGAUUCUACCAGCUGGACACCAGAACUUCAGCGAGCUCUAAACUAUGACAGGAAGAGUGCUUUGCAGAUUGACAAUGGUAAAAUACUUUUAGUGUGUGCUUAUUGACUUUAAUUGCCUGUGUGAUGAUCUGUGAAAGAAUAAGUCGAUAUUAAUUUGCUCCAAUUACAUUAAAGCUUGAUUAUUAUCUCAGUUGAUUCUUGGUUUUGGUUUGAAUUUCUUGUUGGAAUGUUGUUUUUGUCGUUGAUGAUGAUGAUGAUGACGAUGAUGAUGGUGAUAAUGAUGACGACAAGUUAUUUUCACGUGUGAAGACAUCAUGUUUUCGCGCGAAAGCUCACCUGGUAUUUCAUUGGUGGUUAAAUAAAAAUAUAAUAAAGACGAUGGUGGUGGUGAGGAAGACUAUGAUAGAGAUCGGAAAAUUUUCUUGACCCGAGUGAAAGGUUAUCCAUUCUUCAAAUUACAUUUAAUCUUUUUCUAGGUGUUUUCUGGAUCAAUUGGGAGAGCCUUAUGCAAUUUUUUGAUGUGAUUUACAUGAACUGGAAUCCCAAACUCUUCAAAUACCGCUUCUCUCUUCACUCGUAAGUACAGCUUCUUUUCGCAGCUUAUUUUUGACGGAACUUAGUUAUGAUGUGUUUUCAAGGAUAUGCGUUGAAUGGUUAAUUUAAAGAUGACUUUCAACUUUUCUUCCUUUCUUUUACAUACAAACCCGUGAGCAAAUGCAAAAAGAGCUUGGGAUGAUAAAAUGGAAAUCGCGGUAGCUUGUUUCAGUCGUUUGUUUAGGGUUUGAGAAUGAGGUGAUUGGAUUCAGUCACCUUGCCUUUCAUUGCCUUAGUCAUUUGUGAUUUUUCAUUACCGUUAGCACAAUUUUAGCACGGCGUUGUUAAAACCAGAAGUUUUCAAGAUGGAGUCGCGAUGAAAAAAAAAAAGGGAAGCGUUUCAGAAGUAUUGUAUAUAGGAAUGGGUAAAUUUGUUGUGUUUCAAAACUUAAAUUGCACUUCUGUCUUCCUACAGGACGUGGACGGCUGCUGAAGGACCCAAGAAGGAUGUCUACAACGUUGGUCAGUGCAUUUUAAAACAUCUUUAUUUUUGCUUUGGUAAACUAAUGCCGACAAACAAAACGUACAGAUUCACUGCUGAAUUUCUUUAUUUCAGUUAGCAGCCAGGCAUUGCGUUUAUGAAGGUGCUGUGGUAUGCAACUUUCCAAUAGUAAUUUGAUUUUAAUUAGGCUGGUUUUUACUAGGGAAGAAUUCGUAGUCGGAGUCGUUAUUAGGACCGUGGAAACAGGUUCCGCUAUGAUUCCGUUAUGAUCCAGUGAAAACAGAUUCCGCUAAGUUACAGGAGCAGAAGUGGUAGAACUAAACCAAACACUUCUCGUGGGGACGAGAAUUGUGAUUUCUUCAUUCUUGUGCCUCUGCGUACCGCUUGAACAAUCUGCUUUUCGCUAUAAAAAGGUCGUAAACGACGGACUCAUAACUGCGGAAUCGAAAGAAUAUUGAUACGUUGGACAGAGCACAAAAACCGCAAGACAUGCGCACUGUCGAUACGUUGCGUUUUUUGCAACUCCCUCUCCGCCGAGCUCAUGAUUCCGCUUACCACUCCAUAUGGUUAAUUUUUACUUAAUGGUAAGCGCUCUUACGACUCUGACUCCAACUCCAUCUCCUUUGUUACUGGUGAAAACCAGUCUGAAAAAUGCAUAAUAAUACGCAUACUAAUGGUGCACAUGAUUAACAGGUGACAAUCCUCAGUACAAGUUGGAGUUGUUGUCCGCUGACCAAGACACUGUUGUUUGGAUUCUUCUCACUCGACACAUAACACAAAAGGUACAUGCAAUGUCGUGGUAUACGAUGUAUUGUUAUUUUAAAAGAUUUUUUGUAACGCUUUUCGAUCGUUUACCCGGGGGUUGGUAGUUUGUUAAAUUGUGAAAAAAGUGAUUUGCUCCUCUGACUCUCGAAAACCUUCUGAUAGGAUGACUUUGCAGAGAAUAAGGAGUUUAUAACAGUUCACGUGUACAAAUCAGAUGGCGGAAGAAUAUUUUACCCAGGUAACUGCGUUCAUUACUCAGAUUUCUGUCAGCUUUUUACUCCACCAGCUUUUAGAUUUCAGUUCCCCUUCUUCUAAACUUGGGUGUCGUCUAAUAGAAAGCACUUUCGAGCGUGUUUUUUUUGUUUGUUUGUUUGUUUUUGAUGUUGCUGUUUUUUAAUCGAUCCUAGUUAGCAGACGUUUUUUAACCAAUUUUCAAACGAGAAACAGGUCGAGCGCGAAGUCCACUGCAGGCUUUUGAAAUGAUAAAUUUUAAGGCACGCGGACCUAACUUUCUUUGUACCUCCCUUGCUCUAGAUAACCCGUUCUUGGAAGGUACAAAAAUAAACAGUCCGUUCUAUCUGGCCAAACUCAACGCACCUAAAGGAACAAAGCGAUUCACGCUUGUUGUCUCUCAGUACGAGAAAACAAACACCAUUCACUACACCCUCAAGGCAAGUACCUACAUAUCAAAAACUGUUUCAACGUUUCCUUCUAUCUAUCUAUCUGUACUCUUAGUCCUUAGUGUAGUGUCUCAAAUUUGAAAAAAUUUAUACCUCUUAAGUCAAAAUGAAGAAAAAUUACAUAUUCAAACAUUACCCCCCCCCAUUCCUUUGGGAAAUCUGGCAGUGUUUUUCCCGCCUUCUGUCACGCCACUUUCCAACAUGUUUUGCUGUAUAAUACAUAUAUAAUACAUAUAUGUAUAAGCUGUAUAAUACAUGGUGAUUUUUGUAGUGGGUUCUGUUAAAUUUAAAUGGAUUUUUUGUUCAACUGCAGGUCUUUUCGUCAACUGAAUUUCGUUUGUCCCCAGUUCCUAUUCCAUACACAGUUGAAAAGCAGGUUAGUGUAUUGUCUAACUGGGUUGACUCGUGGCUGUGUGUAUAGCGAAAUUGUGAUGCCAAACGCGCCUCCACUGACCAAUGUUGCAACAGUAGGGUUUUCCAGUGAAACGAGUCUUCAAGGUGGUUGUAAAGUCAGUUGAACUUGGCCGUAUCAGUAUUACAUCAAAUUACAUUCACUGAACAUUAAAUCCUUUGUAUUUCUUUUUUUAAUGGAUCUUGAACAUUGUUUAACGAAAAGUGGUUAUUUAAACUGAGUUUGGUUAUCUUGCUGACCAGGUCUCUUAUUUGUUUGUAUUGUAGGUAACAGGUGAAUGGAAAGGCACCUUGGCCGGCGGAUGUCCUAAUUAUUCAUCACAUUCCAAUAACCCAGUGUAUCGUCUACAGCUGCAGACAUCUUCUAACGCAGAAACAGCUGAAGUUCUACUGAAACUACGUGGCCCCAAGUAAGUUUUGAUUGCCAAGACACCGCGUUUCAUCAAAAGAGGGCGAAUUUUGAAUGGCGCGUUUUAGCAAGACUGUUGCUUUAAGGGCUAGAGGCAUUGUUUGGGGUUUUCAUGUCAGUAUUGUUUUGUUAGCUAAUUAAACAGCUCGUUUUAGUUGAGAUCUUCGUGACGGCCCUUCCCUCUGUCGAACUUUUUAUUGUUUUACUGACAUGAUGAACCCACACGAACUGUUUGUAUGUCACUUGCAUUCGCCUCCUCAUGACUGAACGUUGUCUUGUACUCUGCCAGGAUUGAUAGUAGAAUAUUUUAUUCUCUUUUAGACAAUUUUCUGUGGGCGUCAUUAUUCGUUCUGUUGACCGCGCGUCUGAUGGAAAGCCUGUGUACGAGGCGUACUCUGAUACGUACAGGUAAAUUUAAUACUGACCGUCACAGUUAUCCAAUGAGAUGUGAUUACAGUACGAUACCCUCAUUAAAAAGUCACGGUUACUGGUGUCUCAGUAAAGCCAUAAUGAAACUACUGGGCCACUUCGUGAGAUAACAGUAGAAGGUCAAGAACUGACCUUACCGGCAGAAGAGAGCCCGCUGGAUGUUUACUGACGAGUUGAACUCGUGGCUAUCCCUAUAUAUAUAGCGGCCAGUUACCAGAGUCCCGGUAAAAAAGAUUCUCCUUUCCCUGACGUCGGUUGCUUAUAGAAACUGUACGGUAAUUGUCAGGGCAAGGCUUGAACCCGGGUCCAUCGGAUUGCGAGUACAGUGCUCUGACGCCUCGCUCAGGCUACCCCCGAUGGGAGGGGAAAGCGAGAAAAAACACGCACCGUUCGCAUCCCUUCUUGUUCGAUUUUUCCUCCUUUUCCAGGGGCACCCAAUGGAUCUGUUCCUCAAAAUAUCUGUUCUUCAUGCAAAUUUUUGCUGGCUGGGAGAUGUGGAAGAAAUAAUAGUCCUUGGAAGGAAAGUGUUGCUGGGAAAAAGAUAAUUCAGGGUGUCAGAGGGGAUUUGAAGUCUAGAAUAGCUGCUACGGGUUACUUGUAUGGGUUGCUUACCACUCAAGAUCUGAAUUGGGCCCUACGAAACUUCCCAGUAAGUCAGGGUGCAGGUUGUAAGGUUGCUGGCUGGGAACUCUUCCAUCAGUCUUGCUGGGAGUGACGAACAGAUAAUUUUUUUCCAGCAAUCUCCCAAAAUGCUUAAAAUAGUCUCAGAAAACUUUAUUCACGCUUUGUUGUUGUUUUUAGGUCUUUUUCUCAAAAUUUCCCGUUGGGUGCCCCUGCUUUUCCUUCGCUUUUGAUUCCUCUUAUAGGUUUGGCCAAUGUCUUGGAUCAGACCCAUUCGUGUUCAAAGACAUUCAAUAUAACGCGGCAUUAUUUAUAACUAUUUAAUCUCAAGCACGAGAAGAGAAAUUGUGUGGCCAAAGUGAUAUUUCCAAACAUUGUUACAAAUUUUCGUUAAAUCUGAUAUAUGUAGGUCCUUAUUUGACAUAGAACUGGUUUGUAAUUUUAUUUCCAUUCAUAUCUCAAACGCAUUGCGUUCGUUCUGUUUCAGGCCUGGCUUUUACGUACAACAGCUGACCAAAGUGCCCGCCGGAACAUAUGACUUGAUUCCGUCAACAUUUUACCCAGGACAAGAAGGGCCGUUCAUACUAACGAUAGCAGCGAGCUGUAGAAUAGGACUUGGAAGAAAGUAG
Porites lobata is the source of this 17023-nucleotide messenger RNA. NCBI's taxonomy places the organism in Eukaryota, Metazoa, Cnidaria, Anthozoa, Scleractinia, Poritidae. The record is from the annotation of a GenBank genome assembly.